Messenger RNA from Manihot esculenta (cassava), 2854 nucleotides. RefSeq lists its product as uncharacterized. The transcript has 3 exons. The coding region runs from base 508 to 2265 and encodes 585 amino acids. Gene Ontology annotation, molecular function: protein binding. Lineage: Eukaryota; Viridiplantae; Streptophyta; Magnoliopsida; Malpighiales; Euphorbiaceae. The record is from RefSeq and is a predicted model, not a curated record.
UGUGUAUAUAAUACAUGAGAGUGGAGUUUGCUUUCUUCUAAUAAAGUGAAGUUGCGAUUCGUACUUCGCUUUACAGCUUCUCCCAGGAAUCCUUCGCCGGAAUUUGAUUCGAGAAUAAAAAAUCCGAGGAGCUUAAAAAAAUCGAGGUCGGUCAUGUAUAUUGAACUUCUCCUUUCUUGGAUCUCUCUCACUUCCAUUCUCGUCGUUUUACGUGCCGUUUAUUUUGGUUUUGGAUUUCGUUUUUCCGAUCCGAUUUUCAUGGGAAGUAAUGAUUGGUCAUGAAAAUUAGAAAUCUAUUAGCUACUCUUUUGCAAUGCAAAGCCUCAGAUUCUGAUUUGCUCCCUGGGAAAAUAGUUGUAGAAGAAGUUUCUGAGGAGAGAAAAAAUACAGACGAAAAAGUAAAGCAAAGACUUAGAUCUGUUGAUUUUCGGGGAUUUGGAUUCCAUCGUUUAGCUUUUUAAGCUUUUCUCUAAAGUGAUCAAGUUUACCUUUCUUUUUCCCGAGAAAAUGGGAGUGAAAGUAGCUACGACCUGUUUCCAGUGGUCGCAGCCAAUUAUUCCUCAUUCUCCUUCUUCUUCUCAAACCCUAGCCUCUGCAAUCUCAUCUCCUUCUUCAAAAAGACGGUGCCGUUCUGAUGUAACUGGAGCUGCAACGCUCAUGUGCCGUUACGUACACAGACUAGACAGGUUCGCUCUGCUUGGCACUUCAUCAACAAAACUCCACAGAUCACGGUCUUGUGAGCAUCCGGAAUCGAGGGCUCGCACUAUAACAAGAGCUUGCAGUGCAGGCUUAGAUGCCUUCUCCGACGAAGAGUUUUCCAAGAAAAUCCAAGAGCUGGCACUCAGAUUCCAGCUCUCAGAUGACGAUGGUGAUGGCGAUUAUAACAGUAGUGAAGUAGAUUUGGGAUCAGAGAGAGUCUCUGAUUCUAGAGAUAUUCACGGCAUGAGUAGCGCGGAGAGUUACAACAGUAUCACCCAAGAAUCUUCAAGUUUGCAGAAUCAGAGACAGUUUCCUCUGGAUUCUGUGGAACCUCCUUGGCCAGAAAUUGGACAAGUGGAACCGGAUUGGUCUGGAAGUGAUGAUACUCUUCCAGCCAAUAUCGAACGGAAGGCGAACAGCGUUGACCUCCCUCUUUCACUUAGAAUGAUAAAGAGAAAGAUGCAAUGGCAAGAGGGAUUCAGGGAAGCAGGGGAAUCUGCUUAUUGCUCAGUGAAAAAGGCGUUUUCUUCUAUGGUAUUUAUAAUUCGAGAGCUACAUAGCUAUUCCUUGCAAAUGAGAGAGCUUCUGUUCACUGAAGAUUUGCAAGGGAUUAUCGUUCGAGUUCAGAAAGAAAUGCAUGCUUCCUUCGUUUGGUUAUUUCAGCAAGUGUUUUCCCACACACCAACCCUGAUGGUUUAUGUGAUGAUUCUGCUAGCUAACUUCACCGUAUAUUCUAUGGGCAGCAACGCCGCCAUUGCAGCCUCGCCACCACCUGCGUCUUAUGCAGCCACCACAGGAAGUGUUUCAGUUGUGGAAAUUCAAGACCAAAAGAAUCAGAAAUUUGAUUCUUCCUCGUUAAAGACGUUUUCAAUAUCUUCGACAAGUGGCAAAUCAACUUCGAUUGGAGGUAACAGUGGCGGUGGUGGUAAGGUCCGUCCGGUUGCCAGUGGAACUGACGGGGACGGACUGUCCGAUGAGUCGGACGAAUUAAAAACAUUUGUCCCUGAUGGUGCUUCGCAAUUGACCUCUCUCGGGACUACAGGGGAAGCAGAGUCGGUAUCACGGCAAGGAACAAUAGAAGAGGAAGAUGUAUGGAAGUCGACUGUAGACGAAGCUUCAAAAAUGCAAGUCCUUGAUCAUGAGACCAUGCAGAGAUUCGUUUCACCUAUCAAAACAAAUGUUGAGCCGGAUGAUUAUUCAGAUUAUUUUAGAACAGAUCUUCUGUAUCAAACGGGAUUGGCCCAAGACCCUAAUAGUCCUCUCCUGCUUGCCAAUUAUGCUCAAUUCCUCUACCUCGUCGCCCAUGAUUACGACAGAGCUGAAGAUUACUUCAAGAGGGCAGUAGGAGUUGAGCCAGCUGACGCGGAGGCGUACAGCAAGUAUGCAUGUUUUUUAUGGAGAGUGAGAAAUGACUUAUGGGCAGCUGAGGAAACCUUCUUGGAAGCCAUUAACGCUGACCCUACCAACUCAUACCAUGCUGCUAAUUAUGCCCAUUUUCUAUGGAACACUGGCGCCGAGGACACUUGUUUCCCACUUGGCUCCCAAGAUAACGCCCAAGAACUCUAAUUCUCUGGGGAAAAAUAAAAAACUAGAGAAAAGAAAACUUGAAGGAAGAGAUAAAGAUGAAUCCUAUCACCGCCUUAUCCAUCUCUUUGGUGCCCGCCUCUUGACCGAGAAAACUAGUUGGUGAAAUGAGAAAAAAACAAAUGGAAAUGAACGAAAGUAUGAAUCUGUUGUUCUUUAUUUUUUUAAAAAGGAAAGAAAAUUUUAAUUAUUGCUGGAAGGGGUGAAGGGAUAUCCGGAAGUGUGGAAUGUGCAUCUCAUCUCACGAGGAGUCGGUGUUUGGAAGGUGGGUGCACGUGACCGAGAAUAGGAUAAAAUUUAGGUAGAAGCAAAUGAAGAAGCGGCGAGGCUUGGCUCGUCUUCUGCUCUCGCAGAUCCCAAUUGCCGGAUUUUACAGAGUUUCAAUAAUAUAUUUUUUUUUCCUCUUUUGUUUUUCGACACAAUCACAUGGCAAAGUGUAAUUUUAUAGCCAAAUUGUUAAUACAUUUUCCCUUUUUAAUUACGCUGUAAUAAUGUCAUAUGAGAAUCAACAUAAACAUUGUCAUACAAUGUAAUGAUUUCCAAGGGUAUGAUUGCAAGAAAUUUUCAUUCA